Messenger RNA from Chelonus insularis, 5517 nucleotides. RefSeq names its product chromatin-remodeling ATPase INO80 (gene Ino80). Gene Ontology annotation, cellular component: Ino80 complex. NCBI's taxonomy places the organism in Eukaryota, Metazoa, Arthropoda, Insecta, Hymenoptera, Braconidae. The transcript has 13 exons. Gene Ontology annotation, biological process: DNA repair; chromatin remodeling. The record is from RefSeq and is a predicted model, not a curated record. The coding region runs from base 302 to 5362 and encodes 1686 amino acids. Gene Ontology annotation, molecular function: ATP-dependent chromatin remodeler activity; ATP hydrolysis activity; histone binding.
UGGUGGACAACGAUAUGCUUUACUCCUCAUCUAAUUUUAUGGCACGCCAAAUGAUUGCGUUGUCUAGUAUAAAGUCUAUGCAUAUUAUGUCUUUUUCAUCGGAUAAUACAUUAAAUUUAUGCGUAGUUCAUAGCUUUAUCACGGACACUUGGUCAAUUCAUGUUAAAUAAGUGAGUUUCCCUCUAACCCAAAUACAAGUAGAUUGUAAAAUUGAUUUAAUAUUAUUUCUACCAAUUAUAACCACAAUUAAUUGAUAACAUUAUGAAUCAAGUGAUCAUAUAAAGAUUCAUAUAGAUCAAUUAUGACUGAGCAAAAUUGUGUCAUGGGUUUGGAAACCCAAAUGGCUGUUCCUUUGCAUCUCCAAAGAUUGGAAAGAAGCUUGAACGUACAACCAUUCUUAUCACAAGUUAAUGAACUGUUUCAUGAUCAUGUUAGUGAUGACGAUAACUCGAUAUCAUCAGAGUCAUCAGAUGGAUCCAAUAGUUAUACGAAUAAUGAAUUAAGCCAUAAAGAAGAAGAGAAAGUGAAUAAAUUAAGACUAUAUAAUAUGUCAAAAAUUGGAGAAGAAAGAAAAUGGCUUGAAGAUAUUUUAUUAUCGGAUUCGGAUACUGCAAGUUUAGCAUCUGACGAGUCCGAUACAGAUGGACCAAUAACAGAACAGGACUUUCAAGAUAUGUUGAAAUUCCACAUUCUCCGUAAAAAAUAUCAAGGAAAAUUUUACCAAAAACCAGAAAAUAUUCAAUACCAGUAUUAUGGAGCUGGAUUACUAUCAAGUUAUGAUAGAUUUCCAGAGCAUCAGAAACUCAUAGUGGGGAAUAAAAAGAAAAAAGAGAAAAAAUUUGAGAAAAAAAUAUUAAAGCUUAAAAAAGAAAAAAUAAAAAUUCGUAAUAAAUUAUCAGAUAUUUGUCAUGAGCAUGACUAUCCAGAACACAAAUGGGACAAGAUGAUUCCAAAAGAAGAAGUAAAGGAAGAAGUUAAUGAAGAAUGUAAAGACGAUGAGGAAGGUGAGGGAUUUGAUUAUGAAGAAAAAGAUGACGAGGAUGACGAUGAUAAAGAAAAAGAUGAUGAGGACGACGACGACGAUGACGAUGAUGAUGAGGAAGAAGAAGACCAUGAAGAGCUUGACGAGGCCGAGCUAGAGAUGAUGUUAAAACAUCAGCAAAAAUCAAGAGGACGAAAAAAGCACAAUAACAAGAGUCCUGAGAUGAUGGCCAUUAGAAGAAGAAAAAUAUGGAUUAUGAUGUCGAAAAAAGAACUAGGAAAAAUUCAAAGAGCAAAGGUAAAUAAUCAUAAAGAAAUGUUAAUUAAUUGUAAAAAAUUAGCACAAAAUUGCAUGAAGUAUUGGAGGCAAAAAGCGAUGCAAAGUCAAAAGAAUAUGAAAGAGAUCAUUUGGCGGGCAAAAAGAUUAACUCGAGAGAUGCAAUCUUAUUGGAAGCGUUAUGAUCGCGUUGAAAGAGAAACUAGAAGAAGAUUAGAGAAAGAAGCUGAAGAACAAAGAAAGAUGGACGUAGAAAUGAUAGAAGCUAAACGUCAACAAAGGAAAUUAAAUUUUUUAAUCACUCAAACAGAAUUAUAUGCUCAUUUUAUGUCUAGAAAAUUAGGAAAAAAUUCUGCUGAAGAACAGUUACGUAUUUUAAAUCAAUUAGAUGAAGAAAAAAAUGCUAGAUUAGUUGGUAUUGAUGAUUAUGAUAGUGAAUUAAUGAAACAAAAAGCUCGAAAAAAUGCUAUAGAAGCUUUUGAUCAUGAAAAAGCACGUGCUAAACAGUUCGAUACUGCUACUUGUUCCCAAGAAUUUCGACUGAGUGAUACUCCAGAUAAUAUGGAGCAUCCUCAGCCUUCGAUUUUCAAAGGAAAUUUGAAAGGUUAUCAGCUAAAAGGCAUGAAUUGGCUGGCUAAUCUUUAUGAUCAAGGAAUCAGUGGUAUCUUGGCUGACGAGAUGGGUCUAGGAAAAACUGUUCAAUCGAUAGCAUUUCUUUGUCACAUUGCUGAAAGAUAUUCUGUAUGGGGUCCAUUCCUCAUAAUAUCUCCAGCAUCGACAUUACAUAAUUGGCAACAAGAAAUGGCACGGUUUGUACCUCUUUUUAAGGUAGUUCCUUAUUGGGGAAAUCCACAAGAACGUAAAAUUCUUCGCCAAUUUUGGGAUACUAAAGAUUUACAUACUAAAGAAGCAUCUUUUCAUGUUGUAAUUACAAGUUAUCAGCUUGUUAUCACUGAUUACAAAUAUUUUAAUAGAAUUAAGUGGCAGUAUAUGAUACUGGAUGAAGCACAGGCAAUUAAAAGUACCAGUAGUAUGCGUUGGAAAACUUUAUUAGGUUUUAGUUGUCGUAAUCGAUUACUUUUAAGUGGAACGCCUAUUCAAAAUAGUAUGGCAGAACUUUGGGCUCUUCUUCAUUUUAUAAUGCCAACUCUUUUUGAUUCCCAUGACGAAUUCAAUGAAUGGUUUUCUAAAGACAUUGAAAGUCACGCUGAAAAUAAAACUGGUAUUGAUGAGAAACAUUUAUCAAGACUGCAUAUGAUUUUAAAGCCAUUUAUGUUAAGGAGAAUAAAAAAAGAUGUGGAAAAUGAAUUAUCUGAUAAAAUUGAAGUUAUGGUCUACUGCCCAUUAACAACCAGACAGAAAUUACUUUAUUCUGCGCUCAAGCAAAAAAUUCGAAUUGAAGAUUUGUUGCAUUAUACCGUUGGAGGUGGUGAUACUGCAACGAAUGAUAAAAAUUUUACUUCAAAUUUGAUGAAUCUAGUCAUGCAAUUUCGUAAAGUUUGUAAUCAUCCAGAACUUUUUGAACGAAGAGAUGCUAAAUCUCCAUUAUUUAUCACUACUGAUGCGUAUCAAAUACCAUCUCUUAUUUAUUCUGAUUGUUUAUUUAAUUCAUCUAUACCGUCCAAGGAUCAUUUAUUGUUGAAUAAAUUAUCUAUAUUUAAUACGGAGUAUAUACAUCGAUCUCUGCAUCCAAAGAAAGGGGAAAACUUGACAAGUUUUUUUGCUUUCUCCCGAUUUAUUGAUCUUUCUCCUAUGGAAUUAUAUCGUAUAUUUAUUUUUGGUAUUUUAUAUCGAUUAGUUCAUGCUACUUUAAUAGAACAAAAGCUAAAAGUAAAGAGGUAUUGGGAAGAUUGGUGGGUUGAUGAAAAAAUCCAUGAACCUACAAACUUUAUGCUACGUAUAAUUAAUAAAUAUCACCAUUUAGCUCAAGAUGAUUCUGAUAUAAUAUUUACAAAGAAAAUCCUUGAUGGUGAAGCUUUUUAUACUCAUAGUACGCAUACAAUUCAUUCAAUACCUGAAACAAUGGCUCACAGAAUACUCAGAAGUUCUAAACAGUUUAAUGAUUCAUUGAAAUCCAUUCGGACUCUUACUAAACCUCAAUUAGAAGAAGAAACAAAAUUUAAUUUGUUACCAGAACACCGUCAUUUACCUCGACCAUCUAUUAAAAGACUGUAUCAACCAACGACAAUUCCCAGUUUUCUUAGUGAUAAUCAUCCAAAAGUUCAAGCAAAUCCAAGGAAAUUGUACAUCAGCAACAGUUCUGCUGCAUGGGCAUGGAAAAAACAUGAAACAUGUGGAGGAUCUUUUGGACAAUAUGUACUUUGGAUGGGUUGUGAACAAGCCCUUCGAUUAAUGUCAUUAAAUCAAGAUUAUCAAGAUCCGUCAGGAGUUAACGUGCAAAAUUUAAGGAACUCGUUAACUCCCAUGUUCUCACACGAACCGUUAGGUGGUUUAUCAGCGUGUAAGCCUGUUAAUGGAUGGUCAAAUAUAAUUAUUCCAGACAAGCAAACUCUAGUAACAGAUGCAGGUAAACUUUCUGUAUUGGACAAUCUUCUACGACGAUUAAAAGAGCAAGGUCAUCGAGUGCUGAUUUAUUCACAAAUGACGAAAAUGAUUGAUCUACUCGAGGAGUACAUGUACCACCGGAAACAUACUUUCAUGCGUCUCGAUGGUUCAUCAAAAAUAUCUGAUCGUCGUGAUAUGGUAGCAGACUUCCAGAAAAGGGCAGAUAUAUUUGUUUUUCUUUUGAGUACCAGAGCUGGUGGAUUGGGAAUUAAUUUAACCGCUGCUGAUACGGUAAUCUUCUAUGAUAGCGAUUGGAAUCCAACUGUUGACCAACAAGCCAUGGAUAGAGCUCAUAGAUUAGGCCAAACAAAACAAGUAACUGUAUACCGACUUAUUUGUAAAGGAACAAUUGAAGAAAGAAUUUUACAAAGAGCUCGUGAAAAGAGUGAGAUUCAAAGAAUGGUCAUAAGUGGAGGAAACUUCAAACCAGACACUUUGAAACCUAAAGAAGUUGUUUCACUGUUGUUGGACGAUGAAGAGAUAGAAGCUAAAUACAGUCAACGGAGCGAAGAGAGAAAGCAGUAUACGGAGGAGACUCGACUUGAAGCAAGUCUACAUCAUAAGGAGAGAGACCGGAAGAGGAAGUUAACCGCACUUCCGGUCAAGGACAACAAGAAACAACGUUUAGAGGACAAUUCUGCCGAGAAGAUUAAUCAUUCUUGUACUUCAUUUGUAAAUAAUGAAAAUGCGAAUGCUCUUGAGGAUAUGCAGGCUCUUGAUAAUAAUGAAGAAUACACUGGACCCAAUAGUCCAAUCAAGUCAGAGGAUGAGACCAGUAACGAAGGUCUUAUAGUUGAUGUGGAUAAUCCAGUACUAUCAACAAGCCUAAAUUCACAUUCAUCGCGGUCAAUGUCAGAGUUUAGUGACCAACACUCAAAGGUUGCACGGAUUAAUCAUCACUUAAGCAUGAGUUCUCCAAGUGGAAUGAGAAUUAGGCCGACAAUUAGAGGCACCAGUAAACGUGGAAGACCCCGAGGUUCUCGUCGAGGUGGAUCAGUCAUUGGAAAAGGUCGAGGACUUGCACUGCAACCACCAUACACCAGUAAUGCUGGCUCGCAAGUUUCAAAUUCUCCCAUGUUUCCAUUGUCAAACGAUCAAGUUUCCCAACAAGGUGUAAGCGGAAAUUCAGUCUCAGAAGGUGACGGCACAAGUACUUCAAGUCCCCCAGCACCAAGUGGAGGAAUAAUGGGGUCAGUACCAGGCCGAGGGAGUCCAAUGUCAAUAAGAAGAGGACCUGGACGACCAAGACUACGACCAACAGGGCCUGGUAAUCAAGGACAUCGUAUUCCUGGUCACCAUGCACGAAGGAUCCAGCGACCUCUUCCUGUUCCUUUGCGUUCGACUCAAUUAUCAGGCACACCUUAUAAAAAAGUGACAACAAAUGCUGGUGAAGGAGCCUCCUUAGUGUCACCAAUGUCAAUUCAAAUGGCGUCCUCGGUAUCAACAUUCUCCAAACCCGCAGAAACACGACCUUUCGGAUUUUAUACUCAACAGCAGACGUCAAGUAGUAAGGACGAAGUGCAAAAUGAGAAGCAAUAACAUACGUGUAAAUAAGUGAGUAAAUUAGCAUGGUAGACAAAAUAAUGAACAGUGAAGAUAAAUUGAAAAAAUUUCUCAUAUUAAUUAAUUAUUUUUAUUAAUCAACUAAUUUGUUAGGUACAUUCAUGAAAUUGACAUCGUUAAAUAUUCGAGAA